AUUUAGCUGUACCUGUGUAGUUUACCAGGUAUGAGGAUUAAACGCGACACCUGUAUUGAUCUACCAUCCAGUUGACACGGUCGGUACCAUGUGACACAGGUAAACAGUACCUGGCCAGGUAGACGACGCUGUACAGGUGUGAGAUCAUAACGUAUGGCCUUGUGGGUAUAGUCCACACACUGGCUAGCGUACCUUCUGAUCAACACCAGGACAAACAUGUGAUAUGGACAAAGAUGUAUGUGUUUAGUGUAGUACUGUGUGUGUGCAGUAUUGAGGAUAUCUACCUGGGCUGUAAUAGUAUCUGUGUUCUACCUGUGCUGGAUGGAAAGUGUUGACAAUAACUUGUCACAUCACAGAGCGUGACAAUGGGCAACAAGUCUUCCUCCAGGAAAGAUGGAGAACAGUAUGGGGAGACACGGGCAAGGAGUCGCUCUUUCAAUGGCCUCACUUCAAGAUUUCGGCGCAACAAAUCCCCCCAAAGGGAAAGAAGUUCAUCUUUCUCUGAGCCCCGACCAAAGCGAGGCAGCUUCAGGUCCAAUGGUUAUAUCAAAUCGGGUCAGAACAGCCAGAUGAAAGGAACGCCUGAUGCAGAUCACAUAGUCAGUAUACAAAGUGGCAAAAUGAAAACAUCGGAAUCAGAGUCAAAGAUUUUGUCGUCAUCAGCACCAUCUCGUGCACAUCAUUUCCCUUCUAGUCACAGCGCAGGUUCAAUCACUUAUAUAGAAAGUAAGGAUCGAGACACCUUGGGACGUGACACAAUACGCAGGUCACUCACACGCAAAGAUAGCACAGAAUCACCACGUCUUUCUGCACGUAACAUGCGUAAUGUGUCGCAUGCGCUGUAUGGGGAGAAAUUGGAGGAUAUUUCUAAGCGGCGUGGUCUUGCCGUAAUGAAUCGUGAUCUCUCCCUUUCCCAGGCAAGUUUGUCUAAAAUGUCCAUCAUGUCACAGUCAAUGCAUAGUCUGACCUCUAACAAUGACCUUGACUUUGAUCUCAACAGUGACAAAGGAAAAAAUAAUGUGGAGUAUUCUCAGAUCUGUGUACGACAGCGUGUUGCCCCACUACAUAUGGAUCUCAGUAACGAGUAUUUCCGUCCUAGAACCAGCUCUGCACCUGCUAUUGACCUUGUCAAACCAAAAAUAACCCCUCCAAGGUCAGUUGCCAUGGGAACUAGUGUGCAGAUGAGAAGAACUUCACAUCAGAUUAAUUCAGACAAGAGAAAAGGGCAGGAAAUGAAACGUCGGUCACUUGAGGUAGAUGACCGUAAACGUCGGUCACUGGAGUUUGAUAUUAGUUCUAGGAGAUAUGAAAUUCUUGAUAACCGUAAGAGGUCACCAGAAGAGGUUGUGCAAGCCAGGAGAAUGUUGGUAUUCCGUGCCCUCAAAGAUGAAAAUGAGUUGAUCUAUUCCACUCCUGCUGAACUACGAUCAGUGUCGCCAUCACAGAGUGAACAUUCCCUGGCUUCUUACACCAGGGCAGUGUCGCCUGUGAACAGGUCUACUUCUCCUAGCAACAGGUCUGUAUCACCUGGUUACCGCUCUCUGUCUCCUAGAAAUAGAGCAUCUUCACCCGAGUGUGGACAAUUUACACCAAGAUCUAAAUCACCAGCUGUUGAGUAUGCCCAGAUACAGCGCAGAAAUUCUAGUCCCCAUAGUCACAGUCCUGUCAAAGACACAGGUCAAGGGUCAACGGAGAAGUGCAUUAAUAAGACACCACCAUCAAAGGUUCCAAACGCUAAGAGAGUACUGCCUAACAUCGACGAGUAUAAAAUUCUUGGGAAUAGAGCUGCAAGUCGUGAACGUUGGGGGUCAUAUGAAAGUUUGACCAUGAGGUCACGAAAGGAUGAUGAUUUAACUGAUGAUGAAAAUGUUGGAAUGCGUGAAAGAAGUUUAAGUGUUUCUCUUUCACCAAGAGGCUUUGCACAAAAUGCAAGUAGUCAGGAGUCUUCAUCCGUGUCACCAAGGAAUUCUGAUUGUCUGUUGUCAAAUUCCCGUAGUAACAGUUGGUCUGUGAUCCGUGAGUGUCAGGCACAUACCCCAACAAAAGGAACUAUGUCGGUGAAUCAACAGGCACCGAUCCACCGUCUGUGGAGCUACAGUGUCUCGUCCCUCGCAGAUAUAUCCCUGGAUUUAGCCCCUCAGGCACAGAGCCGUUACCUGGAUGACACGAGGAACCACAAGGAGGAGUGUGACCUUGAUGUGAUCCGGGAGCUGAAUAUGGAUGGACACAGCAUGGACAUAUGUCCUGUAUGCCACAUGCCAUUUGAUAAAGGCAGGAAGCGAAGGCUGGUGGAGGCGUGUGGACAUGAGUUCUGCUUUGCCUGUCUGGUCACCUAUGAAAGAUGUCCCAUGUGUGAUAACAAAUCUCGUCUUCAGCAGCAGCCUGUGGUGCCACCAAAACCCCGAUAUUUCAGACCUCUGACCUCUCCAACAUCUCCUGCAAGACCAUCACCACCCCCUCCACCGCCACGAAACUACAUGGCAGAGCCAAGUUACCAGUGCCGUACCAGCAGCCCUGUUAUUGGCUCCCAAAGCCUCAGACAAAACACUACUGCUACGACAACCAAAGACAGUCUUGAUGAGUUGUCAAGGUUAGACAAUGAGGGUCCAUCAUUGGAGCCUGGAAACAGCCUUAGUCCAGUAGGCCAGACAAGCCCUCCACCGCCAGCACCAGAUGUCGCCCAGAAUGACCUCAUCACACGUCUGGGGCUGCUGCUAGGCGAUCGUUCAGACACAAUGUCCCCAAACUCCCAGAUGGUAAACCAGAGUGAGGAGACUUUCACCAGUGUGUCAUCCCUAGGUAGUGGUGAGGCGACUCCUGAGCAUGGCAUCUCUGACACCAGUCCUAUGUCAACUCUCACAGCAUCGUCCAGCAGCGAGCGGGGACUGUCAGGUAUACACAUGGGGUGUGGCUCACUGUUUCCUAGUCGUGACCACAGUUCUGAGAGCAUGACCUCACUGAUGAGCACAAGCACCAGUCCGCACAGCACAGCACAGCGCCCUCACUCCAUCACAACAUCAACACCUGGCCAGAUAGAGGAUCUUGGACUGUUCAAUAAAGGUCGUUCUUCAUUCCGCCGGUCAGCUCGGGCCACCAUUGGUCACUCCGACAGUAGAGUGAGGAUCACGCCCAUCAAACCACCACAGGUCCAUCUCACUCCACUAGAAAUGGAGGUCCCUCACACUGACAGCAAGACAGACUUUGUUGGAAGGGAAUGGCUCUUCAAUGAACUUGAAAUGAUUCUACACAGUGAGGUUGGGAAGGAUACACGAGGAGUGGUGAUCACUGGAGGCAUAGGGGCUGGAAAGACCACUCUCAUUGAGCAACUCGUACACUUCAGCUGUUUCCAUGAUGGCUCUUCUAGCGGCCUUGUGGAAGGUAUGGGUCAUCGCAUGAGUCGAGACAAAGCAUUCCACAACGGUGUUAACUACAGCCCGACCUCCACACUCAACCAUAUGACACCGCAGUACCGCCCCAGUUCUGACCUCAGUCUCAAUUACAACUCCCUCCGUAACUUAGCUUCCGAGGUUGUAGGUUUCCAUUUCUGUCAGGCAGAUAACAAUACCACCUGUCUGGUGCCUGAGUUUAUCCACAGCCUGGCAGCGCGCAUGUCCCAUGCCCCACAGCUGUCUGCAUAUCGGGAAAUGUUACUUCAAGACCCGCAGUUGCAGCAUGUACUCAGCCUGAAGGAGUGUGUACAGAAUCCAUCUACAGCCUUCAUCAAGGGUAUCAUUGAACCCCUCAUCUCUCUCAAGGAUGCAGGACGCCUAGCGUCCGGAUGUUGUCUUAUUCUCAUAGACUCUUUGAACGAGGCCGAGUUCCACAAACCAGAUUAUGGAGACACAAUUGCAUCAUUCCUUGUGCGUUACGCAGAAGAGUUUCCCUUGUGGCUAAAGCUGGUGAUUACAGUUCAGAGUGUUCUCCAGGACAUCACACGGUCCCUGCCGUAUUACCACGUGAGUAUUGACCGUGGUCAGUAUGAGGAAGCCAUUGCACGGGACAUACAAGAUUACAUCAACCAUAGGAUAGAGACGUGUGCUAGUAUCAAAAACAAUAUCGCUCUCAACGGAAAGCUGGAGUUAUCAACGCAAGUCAAAUUCUGCAAUCAUUUACAGAUGUUGAGUAAAGGCUCCUACCUGUACACCAAGUUAACCCUGGACUUGAUAGAAAAAGGCAGUGUGGUAUUGAAGAGUACAAACUACAAGAUCUUACCCAUGAAUAUAUCUGAAGUUUAUUUAUUACAUUUUAAUCUGAAAUUCCCGAGUGUGCGGUCGUUUGAGAAAGUGUCGCCCAUUUUGGGUGUGUGUCUUGCCACGCUGUAUCCUCUCACUGCCACAGAGAUUUUCGAGACCGUGAAUUCUGGAUACACAGAUCACUUCCUGUCGUGGCAGGACUUUCAGAACCGACUGGACGUGUUGUCAGGAUUUAUGUACCAGAGGAAGGAUAGCUCCUACGUGUUUGUUCACCCAGCGUUCAGGGAGUGGUUAAUUCGUAGAGAUGAUGCUGAUAACCCAAAGUUUCUCUGCGAUCUACGACAAGGGCAUGCCCUCAUGGCGUUUAAGCUGUCACGGUUGAGUGCCCCCCUCAAUGAAGACAGGACGAUCGAGUUGGGUCACCACAUACUAAAGGCCCACAUCUACAAGAACAUCAGUAAACAGCGUGGCUACUCCUCACGGGACAUGCAGGCCUAUUGGAUGUCACUUAGCUCAGACAGUCUGAACACUGCACUUGUGUCAUACAGAAACCUGUACUCUCCUAAUGUCAAGGUGAGUCGGUUGAUAUUGCUGUCUGGUGCCAAUCCUAACUCGCGUACCCAAUACCAGAGUGCAGCCCCCGUGUUGUGUGUGGCAGCCCAGGAGGGAUUCUCAGACAUGGUUGCUCUCCUGUUGGAGUUCCAUGCCAAUGUUGACGCCGUGUCCGAGACUGGAAUGUCAGCGUUGUGUUACGCUGCAGCUUCAGGGCAGAGGGACAUCAUGAGGAUGCUGUGUCUCCAUAAUGCCAGGUUGUCCCAUGUAGACAACAACGGUCAGUGUCCAGCAGUCCACGCAGCCAUGCACGGUCACCUGGAGGCCCUAGAGUACCUGCUGCAAUGUGAUUGGUCAUCAUAUGAUGGACAGUUGACGAAGGUUGAGGCCAUGCAGCAAGCCCUUGUGGCAGCCUCAGCCCUUGGCCACAUAAACAUUUGUGACUACCUACUACACUCAAGUGUUCACAGUUAUGAAGGGUUCGGUCUGAACAGUGUUGACACACUUUUAGGAGAAACACCCCUGACAGCUGCUUGCGGUCAUGGCCAACAGGCCUUGGUGCAGUACCUGCUGGAAAAAGGGGCAACACCUCAUCUGCCAAACAACAAGUCCUUCUCACCAUUACUGUGCAGCGUGGACGCGGGACACUGGGACCUUGUUGAGACUCUGAUGGCUGCCGGUGCAGUCCUGGAACACACAGACAAGUACGGUCGCACACCCCUCAUGAUCGCCGCCUACAAGGGACACAUAGGCGUGCUGGAAAUGUUGCUGAGCAAAGGCUGCUCCUUUCACCAGGUGGACAAAGAGGGCCUAACAUCACUGUGCUGGGGUUGUCUGAAAGGCCACCUUCACAUCAUAUCGACGCUGCUGGAUCGAGGUUCAAAUCUUCAUCACACAGACAGGUGUGGACGCACACCUCUACAGCUGGCUUCCUUCCAUGGUGAUGCUCAGGUUGUUCAGGCUCUUAUAGACCGUGGAGCUCCGAUAGAGCAUGCUGACCUCAAUGGUAUGCGAGCUCUUGAUCGUGCAAUUGACCGCAGGAACACAUCCGUGGUGGUCUGCUUCCUAAAGAAAGGCGCCAAACUAGGUCAAACCACAUGGGCAGUAGCGUCAGGUAAGCCAGACAUGAUGCUCCUUUUACUCAACAAACUCAUGGAGGAUGGCAACGUGCUUUACAAGAAAAACCGCAUCAGGGAUGCUGCCCAGCGCUACCAUUAUGCCAUCAAGAAGUUCCCCCGGGAGGACAUCGGGGAGGAUAUACGUACUUUUAAGGACCUCAAACUCAACCUGCUUCUCAACCUCUCCCGGUGUAAACGCAAACUCAAUGAGUGUGAUUCUGCUAUAGACCUGGCUUCUAAGGCAUUGGAGCUGAAGCCAAAAUGUUUUGAGGCAUAUUAUGCACGGGCGCGAGCCAAACGCGACAAUCGACAGUGUAACUUAGCUCUGGAGGACCUGAAGGAAGCCACUCGCCUGGCCCCCAACAAUCGUGACCUGCAGAGGCUGCUGAUGAGGGUGAGGGAUGAGUGCCGGGAACAGGCAAGAUUUGAAGGUACAGGAGGCAGUGGUAGUCAGCAGAGCCUCUCUGACAUGGGUGUGCUUGGUUCAGGGCGGAGACACGAGGAAACAGCACUUUAAGGGACCAGUGUCGUGAUGGAGGAAAUAGUGGUGCUUUUUUAAUACAGACAGGAUCUAGUGCUAAAAACUUCAAAAUGUUUCAUAUUUGUUGAUGAAGAAGUGAAAUACGAACAAAACUCCACAUUGUAUUUUCAUUAUUGAACUGGUUGUGACUAUGUAUGUAUUUAUGUCACAGUAGGGGAAAUGGCACAUGAAUGCAAUUUUUUCAACUGUUUUUAUGUAAAGCAAAUUUUCUGUGAAAAUUUUAUCUCUGGAUUUUAAGAUGGAAAAUAUUUUUCUAGGCUGAUAUGGAACAGUUUUAUGAGAUACAAGAAUAAUUAUUCAAUACCUAAACAGCUUAACCCUGUAAUUUACAGGGUUUGGUAUGGUGCUUGACCUAAACAGCUUUACCCUGUAAUUUACUGGGAUUGGUAUGGUGCUGUAGCCGUAAAGUAUUGUGCUGUUUGGAUCCAUCCCAUAAUGUAAUGAAGAGAUUAAACUGGUUUUUGCAGUAUCAGUGUAAAAAUUUGUUUUUGAGCAUCACCUUACAGAUUAUUAGUAUUUAUAUUACUGUAUAGUGGUUAUAUGGACUGUAUACUGUACUGUGUAUGGUUAUAUUUACUAUAUAGGGCUUACAAGUAUAUUUACUGUAUAGUACUUGUUUUUACUGUAUAAAACAGUUUUGAGAUCACACGAUGUUACAUGGUGUGCAACGUCUAAACGAUGUGUGCACUAUGUACAAACAAUAGCAUACUGGCGAUAAAAGCUAGCGAACAUCUAGUUGCACGUUGACAAAUAAAACAAAGUGUGAUAGCAAUCAUGGUUAAUGUAAAUUUAGGAAUGGCCUAUAAAUGAAUAUUAUUUUAUUUUUUAAACUUUUAUAAUCCUGAUUUGUUUUAGAAUGUUGCCAUAUUUUAGCUAGAUCUAUAAGCUUAUUGAUUAAUAUUUUUAAAUUUAGAAAUGCUUUUUAAAAAAAUUGUAUCCCCCUUAAUUUUAGCCGUCAUGCGGAGUGGGCGUCUGUCUGUCUGUAGGUGUGUGGGUUGUACUUAUUCACAUAAUAACAGCUGAUGUGAGGAACCUUACUGAUGUCAGGCUUGGUCUGCCAGUGGUCAUGGUCACCAUUGCUUACAAUUCUGCUUAAUUUGAAUUGUUUGAAUGGUAACUUUGAAAAUGAAUGAUCAUACAAAGUUCCAAUUUGGUGUGUGUGUACAAAUUUUCAGCCCUUCUCGAACACAAAUCUCUGAUGGGUCGAUAGCAAAUCCUGGGCUUGAUAUUUUCGGGUGGUUAUACUGCCCUGGGUGGCUCUGUCAUUUCUUUUGAGAUGGUCCCAUACACAUACACAGACAAAGUCUUGUUACCCAGGGUGCCUCACUCUGCAAGGUGUAAAAAUGUCACAUGUUGGCCAUAGAGAAGGAAACAAAUAGAAUUAACAUACAUGUAGGGUCUAGUUUUAAUGUCACGUCACUGAUCAACUCUCAGACAGAUCUGAGUACCGAUACCACUGAUCAACUCUCCGACAGAUCUGAGUACCGAUACCACUGAUCAACUCUCAGACAGAUCUGAGUACCGAUACCACUGAUCAACUCUCAGACAGGUCUGAGUACCGAUACCACUGAUCAACUCUCAGACGGAUCUGAGUACCGAUACCACUGAUCAACUCUCAGACAGAUCGGAGUACCGAUACCACUGAUCCACUCUCAGACAGAUCGGAGUACCGAUACCAUUGGGAACAGAUGGACAGACAUCUGUUGAUUUAUUAACACACCUUGAAGGUUGAAUGGUAAGAAAAGUAGGUCUACUUGGUACACCCCCAAAUUUCUUGCCAACUCAAAAACAUUUUAUCAACAUUUACUUGGAGAUAGAUUCAGUAUGCCAGUGCCUGUCGUAUCCAAUAUUAUUCAAUACAUAGCCAGACGAAACUCUCUGUCACUCAUCAAAAUUAUCUCUCUCUGAUCACCUGAGGGUCGAAACUCUCGGUCACUCAUCAAAAUUAUCUCUCUCUCUGAUCAAAUGAGGGUCGAAACUCUCUGUCACUCAUCAAAAUUAUCUCUCUCUGAUCACCUGAGGGUCGAAACUCUCUGUCACACAUCAAAAUUAUCUCCCUCUCUGAUCACCUGAGGGUCGCAACUCUCGGUCACUCAUCAACAUUAUCUCUCUCUGAUCACCUUAGGGUCGAAACUCUCCGUCACGCAUCAAAAUUAUCUCUCUCUGACCACCUGAGGGUCGAAACUCUCCGUCACACAUCAAAAUUAUCUCUCUCUCUGAUCACCUGAGGGUCAAAACUCUCCGUCACACAUCAAAAUUAUCUCUCCCUGAUCACCUGAGGGUCGAAACUCUCCGUCACUCAUCAAAAUUAUCUCUCUCUGAUCACCUGAGGGGCCGACCCAUACUCGACAGAUUUACAGUCAUUAUAGUGGUACAUGCAUUGUUAUAAUAAUA
Molecule: messenger RNA, 8798 nt
Organism: Mizuhopecten yessoensis (Yesso scallop)
Lineage: Eukaryota; Metazoa; Mollusca; Bivalvia; Pectinida; Pectinidae
Product: protein TANC2-like
Exons: 18
Coding region: 366-6380 (2004 amino acids)
Molecular function (GO): protein binding
Source: RefSeq, a predicted model, not a curated record